AUGUCUGAACCCAAGCCCAACUCGUCUGAAUCUGAGCCUGUGCUCCAUUCCGCCAAUCUUCCCCCUUUCUAUAUCCAGCCUGCAAGAAGAAUCGAAAGCCUGAAACGUUGUCUCGAAACCGAACUGGGCCAGAUACAACGCGUGAACAUAGAAGCUCUCAUCAAGAUGUAUGAGAGUGGUGAAACUUGA
Messenger RNA from Penicillium chermesinum, 189 nucleotides. RefSeq lists its product as uncharacterized. The transcript has a single exon. The record is from RefSeq and is a predicted model, not a curated record. Lineage: Eukaryota; Fungi; Ascomycota; Eurotiomycetes; Eurotiales; Aspergillaceae. Bases 1 to 189 code for a protein of 62 amino acids.